GGAUAGGCCAUUUCCCGUUCAUGCCUUCUGCAGGCCUUUGAUGAUAGGUGUUACUAAGAACGAUCAUGGAGCUCUCUGUGUUAGCUUCGAUGGUGAAGAAGGAGCAGAGAGAUGUAAUUGGGAAUGCAAUGAAUUGAUGGAAUCAGAGAUGGGUAAUGGGCUGUGAAGCCGUGAGAGUGCUCUAGUCUUGGCCGCACCCAAUAUUUCCCCUCCCUUGACAAAGUGUAAAUCAUAAAUAGCAAUUCGACACGUGUAAAUCAUCAAGCCGCGAGUGUUCUAGUCUUGGUCGCACCCAAUAUUUCCCCCUCCCUUAACAACGAAGUCAUCCGUUUGAUUUUCCGUCUUUAGUACCCUUCAGAAAUCUUGAAGAACCUUUCCCAAGCUCUCUCCAAUGGCGGCUCUGGGGCAUCUGCCUGAAGAAGUGAUGAUCGAGAUUCUCUCCAGGCUUCCGCUGGAGUCUCUGCUUCGAUUCAAGACCGUUCGAAAAUCCUGGUAUGCUCUAAUCAACGACCCUAAUUUCGCAACCAAAUGUUUCUGCAAUUCUCUUCAUCAGCAGAAACACAUUCUUCUCAAGCGUCUUGUUACGAAGAACUCUGGCAAUCAGCAAAAUGUCUUCUCCUUCCUCAAAUUUCCCCUUCCCUUCGAUGGAUCUGUACCGGUUUACGAUCUCGAUUUGCCAUUCGAUGAGGAUUUUCGAUAUUUCGAAAUCCGUGGCCAUUCUCACGGUUUACUCUGCCUCACUGAUCUUCGUAAGGACAUUUUCCUCUGCAAUCCAGCCACCAGAGAGUUUCAAAAACUACCGCGGUCGAUUCUCCUCACUGAACCCCUGGAUGAGUUCAUCCGCAUCACUUCGUUCACCAAUGCAGUCGGAUUCGGGUACGAUUCGAAAUCUAGGGAUUUUAAAGUGGUUAGGGUUGUGGAUUUUGUGGAACUGCCUUGCUAUUUUCACCCUUCUAGAGUGGAAGUUUAUGAUUUGAGUAAAGAUAAAUGGAGAGAAAUUCAGACCCCUGAUAGAUGGAGUGGAAUUCAAACCCCAGUAUGUGGCAAAGUAUUCGGGACGCCUUGCUUUGAGAUGUAUCACGAAGGAACAUAUUAUUGGUGGGCAAAUGCAAAGAUAGAAGGAAGGACAGAAACUAUACAAUCAUUUGACAUGAGCGAGGAGGUUUUCAGGCCAAUUCCGAUGCCAAAGAGUCUCAAGGGGAAGCGUGAAGCGUAUAGAAGUAUGGGGGUUUUGAACGGAUCGAUUGUUCUAUUUCAUUAUCCAUGGAGUGGAAAUGGAAGAGAGUUCGAUGUCUGGGGGAUGGAGAAUGAUGAAUCUGGUGGGGUUUCAUGGUCAAAGCUGCUCACAAUUGGGCCCCUUUAUGGAAUUGAGAAGCCAUUGGUGUUUGUGGGUUCUCAUGAACUCUUAAUGGAAGCCAAUGAAGGUCAGGUGAUUUUGUACAAUACUCGAACCCAACAAUUCAUAAAGGUUCCUAUAAAAGGGCACGAAAGGUUCCAUGCUACUGUUUUUGUUGAAAGUUUGGUGUCUGUGAAAGGAGGAAAUAACUUGACAUAUGAAUUUUGAAUCCAUGUUUUUGCUUUUACGAAGAAUCAUCUCCAUUUGAAUCCAGCUUUAGGUUAGAUUUUGCACAGAAUCACUACUUCCUUGUAUAUCCCUAUCUCUAGGGUGAUUGAUAGUAAAGUUAGAUUGCUAUGGCUUUUAGACAAGC
Cucurbita moschata (crookneck pumpkin) is the source of this 1709-nucleotide messenger RNA. RefSeq names its product F-box/kelch-repeat protein At3g23880-like. Gene Ontology annotation, molecular function: protein binding. The transcript has a single exon. Lineage: Eukaryota; Viridiplantae; Streptophyta; Magnoliopsida; Cucurbitales; Cucurbitaceae. The record is from RefSeq and is a predicted model, not a curated record. Bases 392 to 1564 code for a protein of 390 amino acids.